CGCCACAUCACUGUCACCAAAAAAUAUCAGUACUUUUGUUGUCUUGAACCGGUGAAGGUUGUGUGGCUCGAAGAGCAAGGUUGAGAGGAAUUUGAUCUCUCCCUUUGCACAAGUAGCAAACACGUUGGAGGGAAUACCACAAAGCUAUCGUUUCGACUACCGCUUCUCAAAAAAGUCUUACUUUAUCAAGUUAGUUGUAGCGUGCGUGUGCUAUUUUACUUCGAUACUGUCAGCUUCGUGGUGUUCGAGUCUCGGCUUUCGUGGCAUUGGUUUGGUAAUCAGCUCGGCAAUAUGUCGGCCACAUUGGCGGAGUCGCAAGUAUUAGAGCCGAGAGGAUUAGCCGUACCAUCGCUGGGUUCGGUUGACGCAAGUAGCAACACACCAGCUGACCAACAUCCGAAACGUGACGGGCACGACCAGAUAGCUGCUGGCAGUGCUCCUGCUGCUGUUACCAGUAGGUCUGCUGUGGGACUGGACGUUCAAAAUGAUAAUGAAGAUGGCCACUCGGAGCCGUGGAAGUGGACUGAGAAGGAUUUCCGACGCAUUGCCGGACUGCGUAUAGACGACUCCUGGAUGGAUAUAGACCUACAGCUGACAGAAGACGCUCUUGCACAGCCUAGUGAAGAGGCUGAACGGAAGUUUCUCAAAGACGUGGAGCAACAGUGUGGAAGCAGCUAUAUAGAGUACGUGGCCGAGAGAUUGAGCCAGGAGCGCACUGCUCAGUCACGGACACCUGGCCCACUGCAGCCCUACAUGACACACGUCAGUGUCAAGGCAGAGAGCUCUCGGGAUGGCAGUGCCAGGGCCGGCAAGGUGUUAGCUCAGAAUGCCUUGCUGACUGCCAAGCUGCUGCCAAGUGCAAGCGAUGGCAAGAUCAAGAGAGAGCUACACGUAUCGGGCCGUCGAAUAUCAGACCUGGAACUUCUGAGGAAGCAUGGCAGUCUUCAAUACAUCGAUGCCAGCCACAACAUGAUCCAAAGCAUUGGACCAUUGGCCAACAUGCCCGAUCUCUAUUACAUCAACAUGGCACACAAUCACAUAUCAUCGCUGCGUGACUUCGACUACGUCCAAGGACUGAACUUAAUCACUUUUCUCGACCUCUCGCACAAUAAGCUGACUGGCUUUCCAACAACCAACAUGCCACUUCUCCGGGAACUGCGUCUUCAAGGUAACCAACUGGACGUUUGUCCAACAUUUCAGACAUCUGCCUCCAUGAGAGUCUUGAUGCUGCAGGACAACUCGAUCCACAGCAUGGCACAGCUGAACACCCCUCACCUGGAAGUUCUGAAUUUGGCAAACAAUUUUGUGGAGAAAAUAGAGAAUUUGACUCACAUGGCUCAUCUAAAGAUAUUGGAUAUGACGCGGAAUAAUCUCACAUCUCUGGCUGGUAUUGAGAACUGCGUGCGCUUAGAGCAGCUUCUAGUCACUGACAAUCCAAUUCACGAGGUGAAGAAGCUCGAGAGUGCCUGGCAUCUUCCAUUGCUGUGGAACAUCGACUUUUCACCGGAGCUGUCCAAGGCUGAUGUUGGCUACCGCCGGAAAGUUCUUGGCAUGCCAUGGAAGUCACUUCUGGUAGUGCUGGAUGAGCAAGAGGUGACAAGCAAGGAAUUGACUGAGGCCAGACUGCAGUACAACCCGCCAGUAGAACUCUGGGCAGUUCAGCGCUUCUCUCAAUUGAAAGUCAAACGCUUCACAAAUCAGAUGGUGCAGCCGAGUCACACUACAAUGCCCGGUAAAGACACGUCCUAUCCGAUGCUCAUCCUGGUUGGCCCACCCGGGACAGGCAAGAAGUUCCUCUGCCAGCGGCUGCUGGAGGACUUCUCUGAAUUCUUUGGCUUUGGAGUGUCCCAUACAACGCGACCAAGACGUGAACAUGAGCGUGACCAGGAGGACUACUACUUUGUCAGUGAUGCCGAGUUCACGUCCAUGACAGCAAAGGGUGAAUUCAUCGAAGUAUCUGAUCUUUGGGGCCAUCACUAUGGACUGAGCAUUGACGAGGUUGAGAGGCAUGCCAGUCGUGGCUUGGCCACUGUCACACACAUGGAACUUGAUGGCGCACUUCAAAUGAGGACAAGCUACAUCAAUCCACGACUAGUUAUGGUGGUGACAAGAUCAGAAACUGUGCAUGAGGAGCGCAUGUGGCAACGCAGCUGUUACCGAACACGACAGAUACAGCAUGCUGUGCAGAAAACGGCCACCAUUCUGAAGUACCACAACGAGCAUCCGUCUACAUUCGAUAUUGGCAUAAACAGUGAUGAACUCGACACUGCCCACCAACAGCUGUGCAAUCUUGUCCAGGAUUACCUUGGUCUUCCGUUCGAUCCUCUUUCCGUCUCCAGGACAUCAGGUGCAACAAGCUGUGCCGAUGACACAACGGUGAUGUCAUCUGUGAUCGACACCAGUACUAGCACGCUGGACACAUUGUCGCGGCGUACCACUCCAGCCAGUGGUAUGCGCACUGCUACUGGUACCGGCACUACACUGUCAUCCACCCCGUCCUCUUACCUGCAUCACCGCAAUGUGCACAAGUGGUCUAUACCGACCAGCAGCAGAGGUUCAUCAACUGGUAUUGAUAAAUCAUCAGUGCUACUGCUACCACAUGAUGGUUCACAAGUAGAUAUCUGAGAUGACUACUAAGACCAGACACUGCAGAGUAGAGAAUAGCAAGCAAGGCAAGCAGAUAGAAGCUGAGAUGAACAUACUGAGGAACAGGGAGCAAGGAAAGUGGUAUCUCAGACUGUAUAAACUGGAGAGUAGGAAGCAAGGCAAUCGGAGCUGGGAGCAAGGCAAGCGCCAGGCGUCCAACGGCAGCAGCAUGGUGGGCGCAGUUGCCACACGAAUCACAGCACACCCGUCCGAGAAGCGGCCAAGCAGUUAGAAUGUCAAGGAAAAGCAGCUCCGGAUUCCACGGAAAGCUUUUUUUUUUUACACUAGCCUAACUGUGGUCAUGUUGAUUGUUGUGUUCUUUGCAGUAAUAAAGAAUGUACAAACCUAAUGUAUUUUAUUGGUCCGGGAUAGUUUGAUAGAGGCUGUACAGAGUAUAUAUUUCAUGUGUCAAGCUGCAACAGUUUUUGACAAUUUGAUGAGCAGACGUGUGUUCGUUUCUGCACAAACAUGACAAAAAGAAUAGACAUCACAGUGCCAUCACAGUGAGUGUGCAAGUUAUGCCCCUAGCUAUGUGAAAGCAACUGCACCUACUUAAUGCAUACAUGUGGAGUAGUGAAAUGUUUUCCCACAUCAUAAUUUCUGCCCUUAUAUCACUGUUUUGGCCUUGAUCCCUAAGCCAGUGCCAGUUUUUCUUUGCAUCAAUCAGCAUGAUCUGUCACACUACAGUGAAUAGAACAGUCCGUAUGGGGCUGCAUGUGAAUAUCAUCAUUUCUGCUGAUUACGUCACCUUUGCCAGCCCUGAUCAACAUGACUCAAUGCAAACUGGAGCGAAGUUUAAGGUUUAAAGUGAUGUUUCACGUAGUCUCCA
Sycon ciliatum is the source of this 3475-nucleotide messenger RNA. RefSeq names its product leucine-rich repeat and guanylate kinase domain-containing protein-like. Gene Ontology annotation, molecular function: GMP kinase activity; protein binding. The record is from RefSeq and is a predicted model, not a curated record. The transcript is spliced from 19 exons. Bases 292 to 2625 code for a protein of 777 amino acids. Gene Ontology annotation, cellular component: cytosol. NCBI's taxonomy places the organism in Eukaryota, Metazoa, Porifera, Calcarea, Leucosolenida, Sycettidae.